AUGCAGGCAACUCAAGGGAACGUGUUGCGCCCUAAAGAGCCUGAUCUGUCAAAUCAUUACGGCUACGGCCAUCUCACUUCGGUGUUGGCCGAGGCUCGACGUGUGCGUUUCUUUGACCCUCUUCGCGAACCUCUAGAAACCGCCAUUGGACGCGGGGUUGCCGCUCUCGAAUCCAUAGGCCCGCAUAGCAGCAACUGCUUCUGGAUCGAGAAGGUCAGCUAUUCCUCUCCUCUGCUGGCCGGGUCAUACCGACUGGCAGCACUAAAGGCGGCUAGCUCCCCUGUGGGUGUUGUGGCGGGAUCCGAACUCUGGGAAAACGUCUCGCCCACACGACUUGACAAGCACGUCAAGCUAUUCCACCUGGCGCCACUAUUCAGUUCGCUCCCAGAAUGGGAGCUCCGCAGUUCGAUGAUCGAAGCUGCCCUCUUCCAUCCUCUCCUGAGAUCGCAUCGGCUCGACAUCUUUUUCCGCAAGGACGUGAAAGAAGACAAGUACUUUGAUGUGAUUCCGUUCUUUUGGACCAGCUGCAAUAAUCGGAUCCGCACGUACGCGUCCACCUCGUUCCUGUACGAGAUGAUGCUUAUCGCACUUUUGAAUUUCCAAGUCGACGAGUUCAUCGAGGCAGUGGCUGGGCCCUCGUUCCAGGGCCGCAUGCCUGAACUCCGCCAGCUCAUUCAUGAUUUACUCCCAGAGGAAGAUGCCAUGCAGCGGAAUAACAGUGAGGCGAACGGUCACAAAGACCCCAAACACCCAAGCUAUGACGAGGUCUUUCACGUUUUGUCAAGAUUCCUCGACUACGUUCUCAACCACCCGGAGAUUCAAUCGGCCAGUGUGUGGGACCGUAGGAUACUGAAACGUGAGCUCCGGACCUACCUUCUUGCUCAUGCCACCCAAGCCGAGGACAGCACGCGCUUCGAACGACGGGCCAGCCAGGUCUCGACCUUCACCUCGACCAAAACGAACACCUUCUUCAACUGGGUCCGCACCAUCUCCGCCGACCACAUCUCCUGCCCCUACGCCUUUGCAUUCGUGAGUUGUCUGUUGGGCGCCUCGCUGACGUCACGCGGGGGCGGCGGAGAUUGCUUUCCCACCAUAGGUGAGAAGUAUCUCUCUGCCGCGGUCUGUCGACACCUGUCGACCAUGUGUCGCAUGUACAAUGACCUUGGGUCGGCGGAACGCGACCAGGACGAGGGCAAUCUGAAUUCCAUCGAUUUCCCCGAGUUUGGCGUGUGUGGAGACGUGACCACGAAGAAACGGGCACUGUUUGAGCUGGCGGAGUAUGAGCGACACUGUCUGGUGGAAGCUCUGUCGCAACUGAACCGUCAUCAGCGCGCCGGAGCGAAGCAGAACCGAGACAUAGAAGCGGCCAGACUGGGUGAGCGCCGCAUGGAGAUUUGGUCGAUGUUUUGUGAAGAGGUCGACCUUUACGGUCAAGUGUAUGUGGUUCUGGGUAUCUCGAGUCGGAUGGUGCCGAAUGGGGGUGGACAUUAG
This is a messenger RNA of Aspergillus tanneri, 1491 nucleotides long. Its product is annotated as terpene synthase family protein. The transcript has 2 exons. Gene Ontology annotation, biological process: diterpenoid biosynthetic process. Gene Ontology annotation, molecular function: magnesium ion binding; terpene synthase activity. NCBI's taxonomy places the organism in Eukaryota, Fungi, Ascomycota, Eurotiomycetes, Eurotiales, Aspergillaceae. The coding region runs from base 1 to 1491 and encodes 496 amino acids. The record is from RefSeq and is a predicted model, not a curated record.